Molecule: messenger RNA, 736 nt
Organism: Frankliniella occidentalis (western flower thrips)
Lineage: Eukaryota; Metazoa; Arthropoda; Insecta; Thysanoptera; Thripidae
Product: transmembrane protein 203-like
Exons: 1
Coding region: 1-462 (153 amino acids)
Biological process (GO): intracellular calcium ion homeostasis
Cellular component (GO): endoplasmic reticulum
Source: RefSeq, a predicted model, not a curated record
AUGUCUUGCUCUGCCUAUUUCCUGAAAUAUUUACUAGAAUCAGAUAUGUUUUUCUCUUGGAAAGAAAUUGUUGCUGUGUUAGGAAUGACUUUAUUUGAAGUGUGGGUGCAUGUAACCUCAGUCGUUGUUUUUCUUACUCUUGUAACAUUACAGUUGGAUGGUGUAAUUGACCAGUCAUGGUGGACAAUAUUUGUACCUCUCUUUGUUGCAGAUGCUAUGAAUGCAUAUUUUGCUAUGAUUGUUGCAAUUAGAUUACAUCUAAAUGAAACAAACCCUAUAAAGAGGUCAGCUUGGAGCUUUGUGGCUUUGGCCUUGUUGUUUUCGUUUAAAGUUAUGCUCUGUAAAAAAUUGUCUGGGUCUCAGACCUUAGAUUACUCUGAGAUAAUGUCACCUAUAUUUAUUUUCCUUCAACUUGUAGUUGUGCGAACAAGGACCCACUUGUGUCCACCCACUAUGGCCUAGAUUCUUUCUGAUGAGGUUUGUGUGGAUGUUCUAAUUUUUAGUCUGUGACUGAUAGCAUUUAGAUGGUUAGUUGCUUUUUCCAUUAAGUACUUAAGUUAUCUUUCAAAGAUGAUUUUGGUAUGGUACAUUCUCUCCACCACUUGGAGGAGGGAGCAUCUUUCCUGUGGUUUCCUCGGUAGGGUCCAGCGUAAAAUACAUUUAUUGUUUGAAGAGACUACAUGUUUCCUCUAACUUAAAAGUUUUAUUUUUACAAAAUAGAAACAAAUUUAUUUUU